ACGCAAAGUCUCUGUGUGGGAAUGGUACGGCCUUUCGCGCCGGAAGGCGGGCCUGUUGACCUGCCAGGAAGGAGUCGGCCGUCUCGGCUCGCACUGCGCAGACUCAGAUUCCGCCAUAUUGCGUGUGGGAGGGAACUUCGGUUUGGGGAACUAUGUUUAUGUGAGUGUAGGUGCUUCAAACGAAAUAAAUUGUUUGGAAUACUAAAUGUCUCUAGAGAAACAGAGGUAAUCUACAGAAUGGCAGAUGGCUUGGAUGAAUUUAUUGAAGAGCAAAAAGUGAAACUGGCCCAAGACAAAGCAGAGUUGGAAAGUGACCCGCCGUACAUGGAGAUGAAGGGAAAGGCAUCAGAGAAACUCUCUGAAAACAGUAAAAUCUUAAUCUCUAUGGCUAAGGAGAACAUACCACCAAACAGCCAACAGCCCAAGGGAUCCUUAGGUAUUGAUUAUGGGUUAAGUUUACCACUUGGAGAAGAUUAUGAACAGAAGAAACAUAAAUUAAAAGAAGAAUUGAGACAAGAUUAUAGGCGCUAUCUUACUCAGGGCAUUACACAAGCAAAAAGAAAGAAAAAUUUCCUAUCUACUGGUGAAACAGACCCAUCUACUCUGGGAGUUUCUCUUCCUAUUGAUGAACGGUUAUCUGCCAAGGAAAGGUUGAAACUUGAACGCAACCGAGAAUACAAUCAAUUUCUCAGGGGUAAGGAAGAAUCCACAGAAAAAGUCAGACAGGUAGAAAGGAAUAUUGAGGCUAAGAGUCAAAGGAAUAAAAACCCUGUUAGUCAAGGUAAAUCUGAUCUGCCUUCACAAGCACUGACUUCAUAUGCACAUUCAGAGGGACCUGCACAUGAAGAGCUUCUAAACCAAAGACAGCGGGAGGAGGGCCGAUACCGACAGCUAGAUGAUGGAAUUGAAUUAAGGACUAGAAGACCGCUUAAACAAACAAAUGAAGAAAUAGGCAUUUCUGGUACAAGCCACCAAAGCUUUUCCAGCAAGGCAGCUGCUCCAGAGAGAAGAGCUUGCAGGUUUAACGAGGAGCGUGUGCUUGACAAACAGUACUGUAGAGCUGACCGUGAUCCUGACAUAAGUGAAGACAUGGACGACAGGUUUAGAUUUGAAAGUGAUUUUGAUCGAAAAUUUUUGAGAGUAUAUCCAAACAACAGGCCACAUGGGAGCAGACAAGCGUGUGCGGAUGAGGAAAACGUCUCAGAAGAGCCAAAAACGCCGAUCUCAGAAGAGCCAAAAACGCCGAUCUCAGAAGAGCCAAAAACGCAGAUCUCCUGUGCUGAAAAUAAAAGUGUUCGAGAUAGUGGACCACCCAAAUCUGCUGAUGUCAAUAUCACCAGUCCCUUCGCAGGCAUGCUCUUUGGAGGUGAAGAUCGAGAAGUAGCCAAGAAGAAGAAAGAGAAAUAUAGACAAGAACUACUAGAGCAGAUAGCUGAGCAGCAGCAGAAGAAGAGACGAGAAAAAGAUUUAGCAUUCGGAAUUACAACUUCUGGAGUCCAGGACCCUGAAAAAUCGCCUGAUAGACUAAAGCAGUUUAGUUUGACACCAGGACACUUUGAAGAGACGAUACCACCCGAGAGACCCAGAGUAGCUUUCCAGACACCUCCCCCCCCCUUCUCUGCCCCGUCUGUCCCACCCGUCCCACCAGUUCAUUCCGCCCCUUCUCACAAUGAAGACUUGCCCAGUGGACUCGGCAGCACCCUUGGUGAAAUGGUGCAUCCCAGAAUUGUACCUGUGCCUCUGAAUCCGCUUCCACCUCCGCUCCUUCCCCACCUCGUCCCUAACUAUCGAACUCCUUAUGACGACGCGUACUAUUUUUACGGUGCCAGGAAUACACUGGAUCCCAAUAUUGUGUACUAUGGUUCAGGAAUGAUUGGAGGACAUCCUGUCCCUCAUGUCUCUGCCCCUGUCACUCACCAAGUAGCACCACCAGCUGUGAGUACUAUUGGACAGAACGAGCAGACAGUUCUUAGUGAUCGACUCAGGAAUUCAGGACUGGUCUUUGAGGAUAAGCCAAAACCUUCCACACAGUCACUUAAGUCUUACCAAGAAGCUUUGCAGGAGCAGAUUCGGGAAAGAGAAGCAAGAAGGAAGAAAGAACGUUUAGAAAAAGAAGAAUAUGAAGCUAAACUAGAAGCUGAAAUGAGGAUUUACAACCCCUGGGGGAAGGGCGGAGGAGGUGCCCCUCUCCGAGACGCCAAAGGAAAUCUGAUAAGUCCUUUACAAACACAAGGCUCUCCUUUUGCCCGGGGAAAUACAUUUGGCGAGCCACUCAGCGAGCUUCAAAUUAAACAGCAAGAAUUAUACAAGAAUUUUCUUCGUUUUCAGAUUGAGGAGAAGAGACAAAGAGAAGAAGCGGAGCGGGAGAAGCUGAGAGUUGCUGAAGAGAAGGAAGAAAAGCGGCUUGCAGAGCAGAGGGCAAGAAUUCAGCAAGAGUACGAGGAGGAGCAGGAGCGGAGGAGGGCGAAGGAAGAGGAGCAAAGGCUGAAAAAUGAAGAACUUAUUCGGUUAGCUGAAGAGAGGCGAAAAGAAGCAGAAAGAAAGAAGAAGGAAGAGGAGGAAAAGCAUAACUUGCAGCUUCAGCAUUACUAUGAGAGAGAAAAUGUUAUUGGAGAUGAGGCAAAGUACUUGAGACAGCCUUCUCCUGUAGUUCCUGCUCUUCAGAACAAAACUGCAAGCAAAAUCCAAAGACCUCCUUCAGUCGACACCAUCAUAAGUUCCUUCAUUCAAGAAAGCUCCAUGUCCCGGGCACAGUCUCCUCCGGUCCCUGCGAGGAAGAACCAACUCCGUGCAGAAGAGGAGAAAAAAAAUGUAAUUAUGGAGUUAUCAGAAAUGAGGAAGCAGCUCCGAAGUGAGGAGAGGCGUUUGCAGAGUCGGCUGCUGCACCUGGAAAGCGACGACGACAUCCCCAUCAGGAAAAGAGAGAGGAACCCCAUGGAUAUAUUUGAUAUGGCUAGACAUCGGGUACAGGCUCCUGUCAGAAGACCAUCGCCUAAGGGCCUAGAUGCUACUACGUUUCAGAAUAUUCACGACUUUAACGAGCUGAGAGAGAGGGAUUCAGAUACUCGGGUGGAUCUGAGAUUAAUGUACCCAGAUCCUCCACGAGAUCAUCACACGUUGGAGAUUCAGCAGCAGGCCCUACUCCGAGAGCAGCAGAAGAGGCUCAACAGAAUGAAGAUGCGGCGAGAUGCGGGAGCUGAUUUAGACGCCAUCCCCACUGGUAAUGAGCAAGGACGCAGAGUGCCCAGAGAUGACACUAAUGAUUUUUUGAAAAAUUCAUUAUUAGAAUCUGAUAGUGCUUUUAUUGGUGCUUACGGUGAGACGUAUCCUAUCACUGAAGAGGACGCCUUCCCGCCACCGUCACAGCUGCCCUCUGCAAGGGAACGCAGGAGGAACAAGUUAAAAGGACAAGAGUUUGAGAGUAGUCGGCUCCACACACCACAAGAUGGUCUCUCUUUAAACUCUAUCUCCAGUGUAAAUGUCGAUCAGGUUAGAAUGAGAAAUGAGGAGAGACUGAGAAGACUGACUGAGCAUCAGAAGAAACCCACUCACACAGAUGAUGAGGGUUCACUGGUUGAUCCUGACGACAUCAUGAGACACUUGGGUGAUGAUGGACGCAACUCUGUGGCAACUGAGCCCUGGCUCCGCCCUGGCACUUCCGAAACUCUGAAACGGUUCAUGGCAGAGCAGCUGAAUGAGGGACAGCAGCAGGCUCCUGGGAAACCAGGCACUUUUCCUUGGCAGGGACUAUCUGCUGCACAUGCUUAAAAUAAACCCUCUCUGGAUCCAGCAGUGCCUUUUACAGUGGAAGGAACGUUCAAUCGUAUCUUGAAUACUGUGUCUUACUUGUGGCCCUAUACUUUAAUAUUAGUUAUUUAUGUUCUAUCUAUAUAGGAAGUGAAUUUUCCCGUGAUAUGUUUUAUAUAUAAUGUACAUAAAAGCCCUGAUUCUUGAUUUUUAAUACAAUGUAUAGAAUUAUUUUUGCAAUUUAGCUAUGGGUGGUAAUGAACUCUUGAUUGAGCUACCACAUGUGCAUUAAAAUGAGCUUGCCAUAAGAGGUGGUGAAUUAAAGUGAGACAGUACACUGUCAGCGCUGUGGUGAGACAAGUCCUGGUGAAGACCUGCUGUAGCUCACUGUGCCAGCUGCCGGGUACGGCAGGGUCCAGGCCAAGCUGCCGAGCACUCACGUCUGCAGGACAUGUCCCAUGGGAGCGAAGGGUUCGAGACCAUCGUGAGCCACAGUACAGGUUACGUUGUUCUGUCUCCGUUUCACACACUCACUCAGUUACUAAUUUAUCUGAUUUCACUAUUUCUCGACACAAAUAAAGUUCUAUUUUUAUUAACUGCCAA
Messenger RNA from Rattus rattus (black rat), 4350 nucleotides. RefSeq names its product centrosome and spindle pole associated protein 1 (gene Cspp1). The coding region runs from base 22 to 3768 and encodes 1248 amino acids. The record is from RefSeq and is a predicted model, not a curated record. The transcript is spliced from 30 exons. Gene Ontology annotation, biological process: positive regulation of cytokinesis. Gene Ontology annotation, cellular component: spindle pole; centrosome; microtubule. NCBI's taxonomy places the organism in Eukaryota, Metazoa, Chordata, Mammalia, Rodentia, Muridae.